AUGUCGGGACACUUGGAUAGAUUUGCGAGGCCUUGCUUUGAGGGUUCAUCUGGUCAUGAUGAGAGAAGAGAAAGAAAGUCAGAUUUUGAAACUUCGGAGGAUGAAAGGAGGACUAGAAUUGGUGCUUUGAAAAAGAAGGCACUAAAUGCUUCUUCAAAGUUUAAGCAUUCGCUGAAGAAGAAGAAGAAGAGCAAUAGAAGAACGAGUGAGGGUCGGGUUUGUUCAGUUUCAAUUGAAGAUAUCAGGGAUGCCGAGGAGUUGCAAGCUGUUGAGUCGUUUAGACAGGCCUUGAUGUUGGAUGAGCUGCUACCUGAAAAGAUUGAUGACUACCAUAUGAUGUUGAGAUUUUUGAAAGCAAGGAAAUUCGAUAUUGAAAAGUCGAAGCUAAUGUGGGCAGAUAUGCUUCAAUGGAGGAAAGAUUUUGGCACUGACACAAUUAUUGAGGAUUUUGACUUCCAAGAGCUGAAUGAAGUUUUGAAGUACUACCCCCAGGGGUAUCAUGGAGUCGAUAAGGAGGGGAGGCCCGUAUACAUAGAGAGACUAGGGAAAGUUGACCCAAACAAACUCAUGCAAGUUACUACUAUUGACCGUUACAUAAAAUACCAUGUGAGAGAAUUUGAGAAAGCUUUUGCAAUAAAGUUUCCUGCUUGUACCAUUGCAGCAAAACGGCACAUUGAUUCUAGUACAACAAUUUUGGAUGUUCAUGGCGUGGGUUUGAAAAACUUUAACAAGAGUGCGAGGGACCUUAUAACACGGAUCCAGAAGAUUGAUGGCGAUAAUUAUCCUGAAACCCUCCAUCAAAUGUUCAUUAUCAACGCUGGUCCAGGCUUUCGGUUACUGUGGAAUACUGUGAAGAAUUUUAUUGAUCCCAAGACAGCCACUAAAAUUCAUGUUCUAGGAAAUAAGUACCAGACCAAGUUGUUUGAAAUAAUAGAUGCGAGUAACUUGCCAGAUUUCUUGGGAGGAACAUGUACCUGUUCAGAGCAAGGUGGUUGCCUCCGGUCUGAUAAAGGACCUUGGAAGGAUCCUGAGAUACUCAAGAUGGUGGUUGACGGUGAAGCACGGCAUGGCAGGCAGGUAGUCAAGAUUAUCAACAGUGAUGGGAAGGUGGUGUAUGCCAAGCCUCAUCUACCCAUAAUGAAAGGUAGUGAUACAUCUACAGCAGAGUCUGGUUCUGAAGCUGAAGAUAUUACUUCAGCAAAAGCCACUAGAAACUAUUCACACCUUCGUUUGACUCCAGUUCGAGAAGAGGCGAAGGCAGUAGGAACACUUGGCUACUAUGGGAAGUUCUCAGCAUAUGAUGAGUAUGUUCCCAUGGUUGACAAGGCUGUUAAUUCUGGAUGGAAGAAGCAAACAGGUCCAGAGAAGCUUCAUAUAUCUAAAGAGAUGUUUCCAAAAUGUGAUUCCCCAAAGGUACCGGAAGGAUAUCGUGCUCGUCUCUUGGCUGCUCUUAUGAGCUUCCUCACGACUCUCUUCCUUUUCUUCGGUGUCAUGAAGAAACUUGGUGCUGACACAGAAACUAAGCAUGAUGACCAAACAAGUCGAGGAUUUUCCUUUGGCACGAAUACCAAGGAGGAGUUUAGACCUCCAUCACCAACACCAUCUUUUACAGAAGCUGAACUUCUAACAUCUGUUGUCAAGAGGUUGAGUGAGCUCGAGGAUAAGGUCGACACUCUCCAGUCAAAGCCAUAUGAGAUGCCUUACGAGAAGGAGGAGCUUCUAAAUGCUGCUGUUUACCGAGUGGAUGCCCUGGAAGCAGAGUUGAUUGCAACCAAAAAAGCUCUGCACGAGGCUUUGAUGAGGCAAGAGGAGCUGCUUGCUUAUAUAGACAGCCAAGAAGAAGCCAAGUACCAAAAGAAGAAAUCCUGCUGGUGA
Messenger RNA from Striga hermonthica, 1875 nucleotides. NCBI's taxonomy places the organism in Eukaryota, Viridiplantae, Streptophyta, Magnoliopsida, Lamiales, Orobanchaceae. The record is from the annotation of a GenBank genome assembly.